This is a messenger RNA of Hyaena hyaena (striped hyena), 1208 nucleotides long. RefSeq names its product succinate dehydrogenase complex assembly factor 3 (gene SDHAF3). The record is from RefSeq and is a predicted model, not a curated record. NCBI's taxonomy places the organism in Eukaryota, Metazoa, Chordata, Mammalia, Carnivora, Hyaenidae. Bases 141 to 518 code for a protein of 125 amino acids. Gene Ontology annotation, biological process: mitochondrial respiratory chain complex II assembly; succinate metabolic process. The transcript has 2 exons. Gene Ontology annotation, cellular component: mitochondrial intermembrane space; mitochondrion.
AUUUUAGAGCGGACCAAACCGGAUGGAGGUCGGGUGCCCUCUUCCGCCCGUGUUCCGGUUCACUGAGACCCCGCUUCUGAGUGCGGUGGGUACGCGUCGUCCUUUGGCGCAGGCGCGGUGUGCGGUCCACGCUCGCUGCUAUGCCCGCCGGGCACGUCUCGCGGGUCCGCGCCUUGUAUCGGCGCAUCUUGCUGCUGCACCGGGGUCUGCCCCCAGACCUCAAAGCCCUUGGUGACCAUUACGUGAAGGACGAGUUUAGGAGACAUAAGACCGUUGGUUCUGACGAGGCCCGGCGUUUCUUGCAGGAAUGGGAGGUAUAUGCAGCAGUACUAUGGCAACAAACUAAUGAAAACCAACAAAAUUCAGCAGAAAGAGUAUGUUUUGGAGCUGCCCUACCGGAAGAAAAACUUAAUGACUUUCGUGAUGAACAGAUUGGACAGCUGCAGGAGCUGAUGCAAGAAGCUACUAAACCUAACAGACAAUUUAGUGUCACUGAAUCUAGGAAACCAGAAUUUUAGUCUAUACAAUAAAGCUUCAGCAUUUUAAGUUCAGAACCCCUUAUUUUAACUCCUAGGGUUUCUAAAAAUGUAUUUUUCAGCUUUUAGGCUUUGGAAUGCCUACUGUUCAUAAAAUAUUCUUUAAUUUGGGGAUCUUAUUAAUGCUGUCUACAAUCUGUAGGUCAAUGUGACUAGUAGACAAACUUCAUAUGAUUGAGGUAACAGUACUUGCUGGAUGGGACUUGAUUUUUUGACUAAACAAGAAAGAAUGACUCAAAAAUGGACAGAGUUGUCCAUUUUUUAAAAAAUUUCAUGCUGUUCUUGUUCAAGCAUUAGCCUUAUGGCUUUGGCUUCAACAGACAAGUAUGUUAUGAAAACGACAGAUGUGGAAUUCCAGCAAGGUUAUUAUUUACCUACAUGGACUGUCAUCCUGUAAGUUUCUUCAUUUCUGUCUUAAUAAUACAUGUAUAGAUAAUUCAUGUAAAUAUGCCUUCUCCCUGAGUCAUUGUUUAUAUACAAUGAAAGGUUAAAAAGAAGUUUUAAGAGUCAGUAUUAUACAUUGUGCAGUGUUUAUUAAUAACAAGUGACCCCUUAAAUUAUGUAAUUUGUAGUUACCUUUAGAAUCUCAUUUAUUGCCUCACUGUUGGGGAGAUAAAAACACUUUCAUAAAUUUGUAUUGUUAUAAACGGAAAAAAUCAAGUGGUAAUCCCA